AUGAAAACAUUGCCUGCACUUUGUGUCGUCGCUGCCUUCGUUGUAGUGUGCAGUUUGAGCGGUUCCGUGCAAGCGACCGUCGUAGAAUCGUGCGGCGCCACCCGUAGCCUAGUGCCGAUCGAGGAAAAUGUCGUGGAAAUUAGCAGUUGCGAGAAGGGACCCUGCAAAUUGAAGCGACGCUCAACCGUUAGCAUUAACCAGAAGUUCACCCCAACUGAAGAUGUCAAGAGCCUUAGCACAACUGUGUUCGCAAAGAUCGUUGGACUGCCGUUGCCGUUCGUUGGUGUCGAUGGCACUAGCGCCUGUCCGUAUCUGUUCGCGGAAGACGGUGUUACUAAGCAAGAAUGCCCACUGAAGGCCGGCGUGCCGGUGGUGUACAAACGGAGCUUCGAUGUGCUCGAAAUCUACCCGAAAAUCCCCAGCAUGACCAUCCACUGGGAGCUACAGACGAAGAGUGGCCGAUCGAUCACGUGCUUCGAGGUGCCGGCCAAGAUUGUAUAAGA
This is a messenger RNA of Anopheles maculipalpis, 503 nucleotides long. It is a transcript of the gene Npc2b, whose product is annotated as ecdysteroid-regulated 16 kDa protein. The record is from RefSeq and is a predicted model, not a curated record. Bases 1 to 501 code for a protein of 166 amino acids. NCBI's taxonomy places the organism in Eukaryota, Metazoa, Arthropoda, Insecta, Diptera, Culicidae. The transcript has 3 exons. Gene Ontology annotation, biological process: intracellular cholesterol transport. Gene Ontology annotation, molecular function: sterol binding.